CGGCCCCGCCGCGCCAUGUCCGACUACAGCACGGGAGGACCCCCGCCCGGGCCGCCGCCGCCCGCCGGCGGGGCCGGGGGCGCCGGGGGCGGCCCGCCGCCAGGCCCGCCGGGCGCGGGAGACCGGGGCGGCGGCGGCGGCCCGGGCGGCGGCGGCGGCGGCGGCCCCGGCGGUGGCGGCCCCGGCGGGGGCUCGGCCGGGGGCCCCUCGCAGCAGCCCGGCGGGGGCGGCCCGGGCAUCCGCAAAGACGCCUUCGCCGACGCCGUGCAGCGGGCCCGCCAGAUUGCAGCCAAAAUUGGAGGGGACGCUGCCACGUCUGUGAACAAUAGCACUCCGGAUUUCAGUUUCGGGGGGCAGAAGAGGCAGUUAGAAGAUGGAGAUCAGCCUGAGAGCAAGAAGCUGGCGGCCCAGGGAGACCCCCUCAGCUCUCAGCUCGGACCCAUCCAUCCUCCUCCCAGGACGUCGGUGACAGAGGAAUAUCGGGUCCCAGACGGCAUGGUGGGACUGAUCAUCGGCCGGGGCGGGGAGCAGAUCAACAAGAUCCAGCAGGACUCGGGCUGCAAAGUGCAGAUUUCUCCAGACAGUGGUGGCCUUCCCGAGCGCAGCGUGUCCCUCACGGGGGCCCCCGAGUCCGUGCAGAAAGCCAAGAUGAUGCUGGAUGAUAUUGUGUCUCGGGGCCGAGGGGGCCCACCAGGGCAGUUCCAUGACAACGCCAAUGGGGGCCAGAACGGCACCGUGCAGGAGAUCAUGAUCCCCGCGGGGAAGGCCGGCCUGGUCAUCGGCAAGGGCGGGGAGACCAUCAAACAGCUGCAGGAGCGGGCCGGCGUGAAGAUGAUCCUGAUCCAGGACGGCUCUCAGAACACGAACGUGGACAAACCUCUGCGGAUCAUCGGGGACCCGUACAAAGUGCAGCAAGCCUGUGAGAUGGUGAUGGACAUUCUCCGGGAGCGCGACCAGGGCGGCUUUGGCGACCGGAACGAGUACGGGUCCCGGAUCGGAGGCGGCAUUGAUGUGCCUGUGCCCCGGCAUUCUGUGGGGGUGGUCAUCGGCCGGAGCGGGGAGAUGAUCAAGAAGAUCCAGAAUGAUGCGGGCGUGAGAAUCCAAUUCAAGCAAGAUGACGGCACGGGCCCUGAGAAGAUCGCGCACAUCAUGGGGCCCCCAGACCGGUGCGAGCACGCUGCCAGGAUCAUCAAUGAUCUGCUGCAGAGCCUCCGGAGUGGCCCUCCAGGCCCUCCAGGGGGUCCUGGCAUGCCCCCCGGGGGCCGGGGCAGAGGGCGAGGCCAAGGCAACUGGGGGCCCCCUGGCGGGGAGAUGACCUUCUCCAUCCCCACCCACAAGUGCGGGCUGGUCAUCGGCAGGGGCGGUGAGAACGUGAAAGCCAUAAACCAGCAGACAGGGGCCUUCGUGGAGAUCUCCCGGCAGCUCCCCCCCAAUGGGGACCCCAACUUCAAGCUCUUCAUCAUUCGGGGCUCACCCCAGCAGAUCGACCACGCCAAGCAGCUCAUCGAGGAGAAGAUCGAGGGUCCGCUCUGCCCUGUUGGACCAGGCCCAGGGGGCCCAGGCCCUGCUGGCCCCAUGGGCCCCUUCAACCCUGGGCCCUUCAACCAGGGGCCGCCGGGAGCCCCUCCUCACGCUGGGGGCCCCCCCCCUCACCAGUACCCACCCCAGGGCUGGGGUAACACCUACCCCCAGUGGCAGCCACCUGCUCCUCAUGACCCAAAUAAAGCCGCCGCCGCGGCUGCCGACCCCAAUGCCGCCUGGGCCGCCUACUACUCGCACUACUACCAGCAGCCCCCCGGCCCCGUGCCCGGCCCUGCGCCCGCACCCGCGGCCCCCCCGGCCCAGGGCGAGCCCCCGCAGCCCCCACCCGCCGGCCAGUCGGACUACACGAAGGCCUGGGAAGAGUAUUACAAGAAGAUUGGCCAGCAGCCCCAGCAGCCCGGAGCGCCCCCGCAGCAGGACUACACCAAGGCCUGGGAGGAGUACUACAAGAAGCAGGCGCAAGUGGCCACUGGCGGGGGUCCUGGAGCCCCCCCAGGCUCCCAGCCGGACUACAGCGCCGCCUGGGCUGAGUACUACCGGCAGCAGGCGGCCUACUAUGGACAGACCCCUGGGCCUGGCGGCCCUCAGCCCCCGCCCACGCCGCAGGGCCAGCAGCAGGCAAGUGGGAACUGCCACCCCCCACCUCCCCCCUUCUCCUUCCAGCCCCCGGCGACCGUCCAUCCUGCCUUAGUGGGCAGCGCCGGCAACCCCUUCCCCUGCGGGGUGUGCCCUUGAUGCCUGCCGCCGCCGCCGCGGGAGCACCCUGGAGCCGGGGAAGCGCGCUGGGUGUAGAGGUGGACGGAAGAGGCCUCGGGGGCGCGGCCCGCUCGCUGGACGCACGGUGUCUGUGGACUGACGCGGCCGGAUGCCAAGAUGGAACUCCUGGACUGGCUGGUGGGCAGUGCCUGGGUGGCGGCCGCUGCUGCCCGUCGCUGGCCUGGCCCUGGCCGCUCACACACUCAGAAUCUGGCCACGCAGGAAGGAGAAAACGUCUCGGCCCCGCCCCGCCCCCACAUCACUUUCUCUUGGGUUUUGUUCUUUUGGUUCCCUUUCUUUUGAAGCCGCUAUCGUUCCCGUGUCCGAGUGACGGGCGUGGGCCGGCCGCUGUGGCUCAGCCUGGGCUCUGGUGAGGCCGCAGGGGGGUGGCGGGGGGCUGGUCUCUGCACACCCCCCAGCCCACCCAUCUGCCGCCGUGUCCCACUGGCUCGCUCGCGUCUGUGAAGUGGGCGUGACGGUCGUGCCGCCUUCCAACCUACCUCACAGGGAUGUUGUGGGGACACCGUGACUGGCUGUGGGUGCCGAUGCGCCGGGAGCCGCCCCAGACUGAGGGCACCCCUCUCCCCUCCAGCCCUGAGCGCUGCUCACUCGCUCUCUUCCGCGCUCUCCUUCCUGCGGCCCCUGCUUCCUCCUCUCCACCUCCUCCCCCAUCCUCUCCUCCUCCUCUUCUCCUCCUCCUCCUCCAUCUGUCCAGGAGCCAGCCUGCCUCCGCCCGAGUCCCAGGGAGCACUUGAGCACUCUGCUGGCGGCCCCCGGCCGGCCGCAGCCCGGUGACCGACUCCUGUCUCUCCCCUCUCCGCAGGCUCAAUGAAACGAAUGAAUGUGAACUUCUUCAUCUGUGAAAAUCUUUGAUUUUUUCUUUUUUUUUUUUUUUAGUUCUGUUUGGGGGCUUGGGGGGGAGUUGCUCCCCCUUGGUGGUUCCCUCCGUGGGUUUGGCGCCACAGCCAGUGCAGGGCUGCACAGGCCCGGGCUCUCGCCUGCUCCUUCUGUGUGUCUCACAUGCUUCUUUCUUUCACAAUUGGGAUCCUUCAUGUUGAGCCAGCCAUAGAAGAGAGCGAGAACUCUAAUCUCUGCCAAAAAAAAAAAAAAAGAAAUUUUAAAAAAAGCAAAGUGAAACUUAUAAAUUUAUAUAUAUAUAUAAAUAUAUAUAUCUAUACCUCCCCGCCCUCCCUUCCCAAAACUGCCUCUCUCUGGGGAAAGCAAUUCGCAAUUCUUCAUUUUCUCCCCACCAACCCGGCCCUCUUCGUGUUUUUAAAAUAAACUUUUGCAAAGGAAAAAAAAAGUCACUCUUGAUAUUUCUUCCUUUUUUUUCCUUUUCCCUUCUUUUUCUUUUUUUUAGUUAGAAUUGGAACAUUCCUUGGAGCAGGUGUGUUGAUAAUUGCAGGAUUCCCCCCUCAUCGCCCAGCUCUCUGCUCCCCUCUUCUCCUCCCACCCCACCCCUGCCCCGCUUUCCCCCUCUCCCCCUCCUCUCCACUCCCAGGACCGGUCUGUCAUGGCUCAUCUGUUCAAGAGGACAUUGAACAACAAACUGAGAACAAAACAAAAAACUUGUAUGGCAGUUUUUACUUUUUAUCGCUCGUUUUUAACUUCACAAAUAAAUGGUGACAAAACCUC
This is a messenger RNA of Sorex araneus (European shrew), 3933 nucleotides long. RefSeq names its product KH-type splicing regulatory protein (gene KHSRP). The transcript is spliced from 19 exons. Gene Ontology annotation, molecular function: mRNA binding. Lineage: Eukaryota; Metazoa; Chordata; Mammalia; Eulipotyphla; Soricidae. Bases 16 to 2277 code for a protein of 753 amino acids. Gene Ontology annotation, cellular component: nucleus; cytoplasm. The record is from RefSeq and is a predicted model, not a curated record. Gene Ontology annotation, biological process: regulation of DNA-templated transcription.